UGCCCCAACCGGGUCCUCCGCAGCUAGCAGAAACGCAGGCACCCGGCCGGCUCAGCCUGCGCCGGGGCCGCCUCGCUCGCUCGGGGCUCGGCAGGCGGCCCGCGGGAUCCCGGAUCGCUGCGCCCGCAGCCGGAGACCAAGGCAGGCGCUGACUCGAGACCCGGAGGCCCGUGAGACCUUCGGUCAUUUUUAGGGGAGGAGAUGCAGACAGAGAGGUACUGACCCCAGAAACGGAUCAGGAGGUUCCUGCUUGCCUGUGGUGUGACACUUUGCCAGCACUUUAUGGUAGCCCUCUCUGACCCCUCCACACCACUGUUCCACACAGCUCCUGAACCAUGGGAGAAAAUGAGGAUGAGAAGCAGGCCCAGGCUAGCCAGGUCUUUGAGAACUUUGUGCAAGCUACCACAUGCAAAGGCACGCUCCAGGCCUUCAACAUCCUCACCUGCCUCCUGGACCUCGAUCCGCUGGACCAUAGAAACUUCUACUCUCAGCUCAAGUCCAAGGUGAACACCUGGAAGGCCAAGGCUCUAUGGCACAAACUGGAUAAGCGCGGCUCCCACAAGGAAUACAAGCGAGGGAAAGCCUGCAUGAACACCAAGUGUCUCAUCGUCGGAGGAGGACCAUGUGGCUUGCGUACUGCCAUUGAACUUGCCUACCUGGGAGCCAAAGUGGUUGUAGUGGAGAAGAGGGACACCUUCUCCCGGAACAAUGUGCUGCACCUCUGGCCCUUUACCAUCCACGACCUGCGGGGCCUAGGAGCCAAGAAGUUCUAUGGGAAAUUCUGUGCUGGUUCCAUCGACCACAUCAGUAUCCGUCAACUACAGCUCAUCCUGUUCAAGGUGGCCCUGAUGCUGGGAGUGGAAAUCCAUGUGAAUGUGGAAUUCGUGAGGGUUCUAGAGCCUCCUGAAGACCAAGAAAAUCAAAAAGUCGGCUGGCGGGCAGAAUUCCUUCCUGCAGACCACGCCCUGUCUGACUUUGAGUUUGACGUCAUCGUUGGUGCUGACGGCCAUAGGAACACUCUAGAAGGGUUCAGGAGGAAGGAGUUCCGAGGGAAGCUGGCCAUUGCCAUCACUGCCAACUUCAUAAACAGGAAUAGCACAGCUGAGGCCAAGGUGGAGGAGAUCAGUGGUGUGGCCUUCAUCUUCAACCAGAAGUUCUUUCAGGACCUUAAAGAAGAAACAGGGAUUGAUCUCGAGAACAUUGUUUACUACAAGGACUGUACCCACUACUUUGUCAUGACGGCCAAGAAGCAGAGCCUGCUGGACAAAGGCGUCAUCAUUAAUGACUACAUUGACACAGAGAUGCUACUAUGUACGGAGAACGUGAACCAGGAUAAUCUGCUCUCCUACGCCCGUGAAGCUGCGGAUUUUGCCACCAAUUACCAGCUGCCAUCCUUAGACUUUGCCAUAAAUCACAAUGGGCAGCCUGAUGUGGCCAUGUUCGACUUCACCUCCAUGUAUGCCUCAGAGAAUGCAGCCCUGAUGCGAGAGCGCCAGGCACACCAGCUGCUUGUGGCCCUUGUGGGCGACAGCUUGCUUGAGCCAUUUUGGCCCAUGGGCACAGGCUGUGCCCGGGGCUUCCUGGCAGCCUUUGACACAGCAUGGAUGGUGAAGAGCUGGGACCAGGGCACCCCUCCCCUGGAGGUGCUGGCUGAAAGAGAAAGUCUUUACCGGCUGUUACCUCAGACAACCCCAGAGAACAUCAACAAAAAUUUUGAACAGUACACAUUGGACCCAGCAACACGGUACCCAAACCUCAACUUGCACUGUGUCAGGCCUCACCAGGUGAAGCAUUUGUACAUCACUAAGGAGCUGGACAGCUUCUCUCAAGAGAGAUGGGGCUCAGUGAGGAGAUCCGUUAGCCUCUCCAGGCGGGAGUCAGACAUCAGGCCUAACAAGCUUUUAACCUGGUGCCAGCAGCAGACCGAGGGUUACCAGCAUGUCCAUGUCACCGACCUGACCACAUCCUGGCGCAGUGGUCUGGCUCUGUGUGCCAUCAUCCACCGUUUCCGGCCAGAGCUGAUCAACUUUGAUUCACUGAAUGAAGAUGAUGCUGUGGAGAACAAUCAGCUGGCAUUUGAUGUGGCCAAGCGUGAGUUUGGGAUCCUGCCUGUGACUACAGGCAAAGAGAUGGCGUCUACUCAGGAGCCCGACAAACUCAGCAUGGUCAUGUACCUCUCCAAGUUCUAUGAGCUCUUCCGGGGCACCCCACUGAGACCCAUGGAUUCCUGGCGUAAAAAUUAUGGAGAAUAUGCUGACUUUGGCUUGGGCAAAUCAUUCAUUCCUAAUAACUAUCUCAAUCUCACAUUUCCCAGGAAGAGGACCCCACGGGUAGACACCCAGACUGAAGAGAAUGACAUGAAUAAGAGGAGACGACAGGGCUUCAACAACCUGGAAGAGCUGCCGGCCUUCUCCAGCCGUAGCGUGGGCUCCAGUCAAGAGUGCACUAGAGAAGGCGGCAAUCAGAACAAAGUCAAGUCCAUGGCCAACCAGCUGCUAGCCAAGUUUGAGGAGAACACACGGAACUCUGCAGCCCUGAAACAGGACUGCCGCCGGCUCUCAGGCACAGGCAAGCCUGUCUUGUGCUCUGCCUCUCACCCUCCUGGUAUCUCUCGCUGCCCCAAGCUGGAGGAGUCAACCCCCAGGCUUCCACCUCCUCUGAAAAGGCAGUUCUCCUCCGUGGUGGUGACAGGACAGGUACUCAGAGAACUCAAUCAAGUACCUGCUAGUGGCGAGUGCCCAAGCAGACCCUGGAGAGCCAGGGCCAAGUCAGACCUGCAGCUGGGCGGGGCUGAAAAUCUCGCCACCCUGCCUCCCGCCUGCCCAGGGGCGCUGGCCCUGUCCGGGGUGCUGCGACGUCUACAGCAAGUAGAAGAGAAGGUCCUUCAGAAGAGGGCCCAGAACUUGGCUAACAGGGAAUUUCACAAAAAGAACAUUAAAGAAAAGGCAGCUCACCUGGCCUCCAUGUUUGGACACGGGGAUUUACCACAGGAUAAACUCCUGUCUAAACGUCUGCCUCACACUCAUCCUCCAUCUCCUCCCUCUUGCCUUCCGUCUCCUGAUCCAGCUGCUCGUUCCUCUCCACCAGCUGCUGACUCUGUUUCUCCUGCCAGAAAGCUCACAGUAGGGAAAGUGUCCAGCGGGAUAGGGGCUGCAGCUGAAGUUCUGGUCAAUCUGUACUUGAAUGAUCACAGACCUAAGACACAGGCCACCUCUCCAGACCUGGAAUCCGUGAAAAAGACAUUUCCCCUGAGCCUGGGUGGCAGCGACACCUGCUACUUUUGUAAGAAGCGUGUGUACGUGAUGGAGCGGCUGAGUGCUGAGGGUCACUUUUUCCACCGGGAAUGCUUCCGCUGCAGCGUCUGCACCACCACCCUGCGCCUGGCCGCCUAUGCCUUUGACUGCGAUGAAGGCAAAUUCUACUGCAAGCCCCAUUUCACUCAUUGUAAAACCAACAGCAGACAACGGAAGAGGCGGGCAGAGCUGAAGCAGCAAAGAGAGGAGGAAGGCACUUGGCAGGAGCGGGAAGCACCACAGAGAGACGCUCCCACAGAAAGCUCUUGCGCAGUGGCGGCCAUCAGCACGCCAGAAGGCAGCCCCCCAGGUAUCUCCACCUCCUUCUUUAGGAAGGCACUGAGCUGGCCUUUCAGGCUGACAAGAGGCCUGCUCGACCUGCCCCGGAGCCUGCUUAGGUGGAUGCAGGGACUCCUGAAUGCUGCUGGCCACCAUGUCAGGGACAAUGCUCACAACUACUGCUUCACGUUUGAGCUCCUGUGCCUGGGGCUGCUGCUUCUCUGGGCCUUCUCUGAGGUCCUGGGCGCCAUGUACAGGGAGUCUGAGGAAUCCCUGGGGAACAUCCGCAGCUGGUUGCUCAGGUUCAUCCCAGUGAAGCUGCAGUGAGGCAAAUGCCACCCCACAGUGCCCUAACAUUUCCAAGUGUAGACUGCGACAUUUGUAGUUUGCUCAGGCUCUGGCCAGCAUCUGUAACCAAUUAGCUCCAAGCCAAAGAGUCCCACGUUGGCCACCUCCACCUGGUUUUGACAGGGUCGAGCAUCUAUCCAUGGUGCUAGGGCCAGGGACAACAUGAAGGAUUUUUUUUAAAAACAGCUUUGUAUUUAAUUUUGUCUUUUCAUACCAAAGCGAGCCAUAUUUCUGGGUUUACAUUUCAAUUUUUAACUUUUCAUAAGCCAAAAGAAAGCAUUAUUUUUCUACAACUAUCAAUACUUCUAACCAUUUUAACUUUUAUCACCAGUUUUACAAGGCCCUUGAACUUGGCAAUGAGUUGAGAUUUAUUGUUGCCAGCAAAGUUAAUGAGCUGAGACUUUAGAGCCACAAAACAGAGAGUGCCAUCACCAGACCAAUGCCUUUUGAUUUUGCAAAGAGAUGUCAUCUGUUCACAGUGGGGGCUGCGUUUGUUUGCUUGUUUUCAAGAACACAUAUGUAUACAAUCAGUGAGGUUAAAGACAUAAGUAGAGGGGUAGAAUAAACCAAAAUUAACCGAAGCACACAGCAAUGUGUCUGUCCUCGGGGUUGGGGAGAGGUAUUUUACACCUAUCUUUUGAAGUCAAAAAGCCUGAAGGCUUUCCCUCAUGCCCACCACAGGGCUACUGCACUGUAAACAUACAUUCCCCACUCCUCACUAAUGGGGUACUGCAGUGAAACCCAUUGGCACUUAGACCUGAAUAGCUCUGUCAGGCUGAGGAAAUGCUGAGGACAAACUAUUUCAGAUGGUGUCUUUUUCACCCCUAUCAAGUCCCCAACCCAGGCUGCAGACAGAGCCAAAGCCGCUCAGGUCCAUCAUGGUCAGGCUGUCUCUCCCUGGUGUCCUUUGAACCUGAGGGCACUUGCUGGCCCUGAUCAGUGAGCCUUGCUGGCGGUAUCCUGGCUGCUCAGUCACAUGGCUGUCUUGCAUAUUUCACCCACACAGUCAAAGAACCUUCUCCUAGUGGCCCAGGAAAAGAAAAGUGUCUGGUUUGGGGUGGCUUAGAACCCGGAAGUGUUUUCUACUCUGGAUGUCUGGAAAAGCCUCCAGCUGUCCCCACCCAAUUCUAUGAUGCUCAGCUUGUGCAGCAUGCUGAGCAGCUGGAGGGCUGCUAAGGGCCUUCUAGGUACUCAGGGAAUCUACCGUCACCAGUACAGUAUAGCUAUGGAGAACUGUGACCACUAGAGCACCCUCCAAGAUUAAGGCCGUCUUGAAAGCUUUGACAUAAGUUUCUGUAAGGGGGAAGAGGGGUGUGUUCCUAGAGACUCUGUCCUGAAGCCAUGGGAAAGAUAGGGCAUGGCUGUGUUCAAGUCUAUGGGAACCAGCACCCCUGACCUUGUUGGAACUAUUGCCAGUGUGAUGACGUACAGUGUAUUUGUCCCACUUGUAGCUGGGGUUUUAAUGGUCAAGUGUGGUGGGAGAAGCCCUUGAGUCCUAUUAUGUUUCAUUAUGCCCCAUGAACUCUGGAGGUCAGAUUAUAGUGAUUGUCUCCAGCUCAGGGUGGGCUGAGAUGCUCUGUGGAAUGCUCUGGGAAGCCAGAGUGAACGCUCUAAAAAAUGUCAUUUAUAGCCACAAGGAGGCUGGUUUGAAUUACUCUGGUAGACAGGGUGUGUCUGUCACAAGGCCCAGACAUCUAUAUGUUUUGAGACCUUGAACCUUCCUGGUGGGCAACAGCAGGGGCAGGUCCUGGGAGACAGACACUCCAGAAAUGAAUUUGCCUCAAGGAUGAGGAUGAAACCCCAGAGGACCAUGGAUAAGGGGGCUAGCAGGGCGCAAGGUCCUGGGAACAUUUGUGGACAUGAACGGGGUUUUGUGGAUGUGCAGACCCCAUGCAUCCACUCUUGGAAAUGGAUGGCUGGCCGCCACCAGGAAGGUCUAUGUCUCCUAAGCAAGCAUUGAUUUGUGGGGGACUGUGGUUGCUCUCUCGUCACCCCCAAGGCCUUUUCCUCUUGUGAUGUUGUUCUGCUCCCUCGCUAAGACCUCCUUUCUGUCUUUCUCUUUCCAACCUCACACUUGUGGC
Messenger RNA from Onychomys torridus (southern grasshopper mouse), 6001 nucleotides. RefSeq names its product microtubule associated monooxygenase, calponin and LIM domain containing 2 (gene Mical2). Lineage: Eukaryota; Metazoa; Chordata; Mammalia; Rodentia; Cricetidae. The record is from RefSeq and is a predicted model, not a curated record. The transcript is spliced from 25 exons. Bases 336 to 3899 code for a protein of 1187 amino acids. Gene Ontology annotation, molecular function: protein binding; FAD binding.